Messenger RNA from Saccoglossus kowalevskii, 1679 nucleotides. RefSeq names its product transmembrane protein 184C-like. The record is from RefSeq and is a predicted model, not a curated record. NCBI's taxonomy places the organism in Eukaryota, Metazoa, Hemichordata, Enteropneusta, Harrimaniidae.
AUGCCGGUUAUUGAUAACUGGAAGGCGUGGAUACGGCCUGUUGUUUUCGCUGGGUACAUACUUCUCGUAUGUGUCGCCUUUCCUCUGUGUGUCUGGGAACUGUUGAAAGAGGAAAACAGCGUGCACAAAAAAGCAUGGUUCACUGCCGGUGUGUUCGUGUUUCUGACGAUACCAAUAUCUCUGUGGACGAUACUGCAACAUAUAGUGCAUUAUACCAGACCUGACCUACAGAAACACAUUAUACGGAGUUUGUGGAUAUCCGUAAUAGUAAAUGACGAAUGGCUUGCGCUGAGGUUUCCCAAUGCUGCGAUAUACUUGAGUACGUGUAGAGAGUGUUACGAAGCUUACGUCAUUUACAAUUUUAUGAUUUAUUUGUUGAAUUUCUUAAACUCUGAAUAUGGGGAUGAUUUUAUACUGAUGCUAGAAGCCAAACCACAACAAAAACAUUUAAUUCCGUUCUGUUGCUUCCCAACAUGGAAAAACGGCCGCCAACUAGUACAUUGUUGUAAACAGGGUGUUUUGUCGUAUACUGUAGUGAGACCAAUUACAACAAUUAUUGCUUUAAUAUGCGAAUUAGCUGGUAAAUACAAAGAAGGCGACUUUAGUCCCUCGUCAGCAUGGCUGUAUAUUGUUAGCAUUAAUAAUGUAUCACAAAUUUGGGCCAUGUACUGCCUCAUACUGUUCUACAAAGCUACCAAAGAAGAGUUACAACCGAUAAAACCAGUAGCCAAGUUCCUGUGCGUUAAAUUAGUCGUUUUCUUUUCCUUCUGGCAAGCUGUCUUUAUCGCAUUUCUCGUUGCUAUCGGUGUUAUCACAUCUAAUGAAAGUCUUGAUUUGGAAGCGGACACAAUUGCUACUGCGUUGCAAGAUUUAAUAAUUUGUAUGGAGAUGUUUGUAGCCGCAAUAGCUCAUCACUACUCCUUUCCGUAUCAACCGUUUGUUGACCCCAUGGGACCCUCUACACCGUGGUAUAAAUCGUUCAUGGCAAUGUGGGACGUGUCUGAUGUCAAAGAUGAUGUGGUGGAGCAUGUCAGGUCUGUCGGUACAACCAUGAAAAGUACAGUUAAGAGCACAAUGAUUGGACGUAGACGAGCAAAAGAUAAUGAGAGAACUCAUCUGUUAGUUGGUAACGAAGAUGACAUAAGUAUAAAUGGAACAACUUCAAUAAACGCAGACAGGUAUGAAAAUGUUACCUUAGUGACAUCUUCAACAAGUUUAGGAGCAGCAUCCCAAGGUGGAAGUUCUGCAUCCUCCACGUCGCCGCCAGUAUACGUUAGUGCUGAGGUGCACUUUGAAGAAUGUGAAGAUGGUGUAUUGGUGGAUAUUAUCGAGACUUCGUCAGAUGAUCAUGGUAGAAGUUUGGGCAAUGACCGUGAUACAGAAGGGCCAACUAAAGAUGAAGUGUAAUCAUCAGACAAACUUGAAAGAUGUUCAGAAAAGUGAUUCUUUGCAAUCAUUGAUAGAUUUUAGGAACCAAUUGUUUUUAUCUUCUGAAAUACAAGUUGUGAUUUAUUUAUUUAUUUAUUUAUUUAGUUUAUUUAUUCAAAUUAAGUAUGCAUAUAUUUUAACAAUCAUCUCACACUCUAAAGCAAAGCAUUGAUAACAUAAUGCGAAAAGUUGUGCGUGUAAUCAUUGCUAUUCAAUCAAACUUCUCACAUUACCAUCUUCAUCUGUAGCAC